Stylophora pistillata is the source of this 423-nucleotide messenger RNA. Its product is annotated as carboxypeptidase N subunit 2-like. The record is from RefSeq and is a predicted model, not a curated record. Lineage: Eukaryota; Metazoa; Cnidaria; Anthozoa; Scleractinia; Pocilloporidae.
AUGAUAGAAAUAGCUGGAUUUGAUACAACUAAUCAUGUUUCUCCACUUCAAAAUAGAUGGUUGCAAGACAACAACAUCACUGAGUUACCUCCUGAACUAUUUCAAGAUCUAGAAAACCUGCAGGAACUGGAUUUGUCAAACAACGAACUUGGAAAUCUGCCACCGCACAUCUUCAGAAACAUUACAGCGAUAGAGUUUCUAAAAUUGGACUACAAUAAAAUUGAGAGGCUUCAUGAAGAUCAGUUCCAGGGCUUGGUAAAGUUGUUCGAAUUAGAUAUCUUCGGCAAUAAGAUACGAAACGUUUCCAGCACGACUUUCACCUAUGCCCACGAAUUGCGAUUUUUGUUUAUGCACUACAACCUGAUGGCUGAGCUCCCUAGAGGACUUUUCACCCAGCAGUUGAAGCACAUUAUCAGAGUGUAA